Sapajus apella (tufted capuchin) is the source of this 5415-nucleotide messenger RNA. It is a transcript of the gene VWA1, whose product is annotated as von Willebrand factor A domain containing 1. Gene Ontology annotation, molecular function: protein binding. The record is from RefSeq and is a predicted model, not a curated record. Bases 3099 to 4436 code for a protein of 445 amino acids. NCBI's taxonomy places the organism in Eukaryota, Metazoa, Chordata, Mammalia, Primates, Cebidae. The transcript has 3 exons.
GCGGCCAUGCCUAGCACACAGAUGACGGAUUAAUGGACAGACACAGAUUGGGGAGGCUCCCGCCCCCUGCCCAGGCUGCUAUCCACCAGGUGUCUGCCACCCCAGCUGCCGCUGGCAUGGGGGACUGACUAGGGGUCAGCUCUGGGGCCAGAGGGGCAGACCUGGGCUCCUGGGAAGUGAAAAGUGAAUCCCCGAGGCCCCCAGGACCUGCCCUCAGGCCCUGGCAUGUCCUUGACCCCAUUGAGCAGUUGGGUCUAGGAGCUGGGUGGGCCCUGCUCUCUUGGCGACCCCUGCUCUGCCCCACUUACUGUCCGGGGGCUCAGGCGCACCCCAGAGCGGUGCCUCAGGCCCGCACCGACGCCCUCACAGCCCCUUCCCGUCUCUGUUCACGGGUGUGCAUGAACACUUUGUGAGAUACACGAAAAACAGCAGCAAAAGGCCCUAGCUGUGGGACCGGGCGUUCUGCCCUUGGCCUGGGUCCGGGUGGGGUCAGAGGCCCCAGGAGCUGCCCUUUUCCCUGGGGUCAAACACGACCACAGCCAGCUGGGGACAAAAGGCCCUUCUUCUGCAGAGCUGGAUGGUGCGGAGGAGGGAGCAUUCCCAGAGGCGGGUGGGGGCAGGGGCGGUGCCGGGUGAGAGCAGCGUCCCGGCUUCCCGGAACCCCCUCCACCUGCCUGCAGACAGACCAGCAGGCCCGGCUGGCUCCAGGAAGUGAGGCAGAGGGACUCCCACAGCCAGGCCAAGGCCGUGGGGGCAGGGCAGCCACAGCCGCUCCAGGCUGCUCUCCACCCUCGGGGCCCCAGGCCGCCAUGAUCAGAGGGGGCUGUGCCUGCAGGGGGCAGAGGGCUCGGGGCCAGGACCCACCGUGAUCUGGCCUGACCCGCCCUUGCCUCUGCGUGCCUUUCCCCGGGCCCUUCUCCCUGGAGAGUAGAGGCUUCCGGCUGUUCUGUUUGUGCUUCCUCCGCUGUCUGCCUCAAGUCCGGCUGGGGCCCUGACACUGCACCUCUGGCUGACCCCAUGCUCCCUGGGACCCUCUGUCUGUCCACGUCUCUCCUCUGGGGUGGAGUCAUCGGGUGGGGAGGGGGACGUCGGGAUGACUGCUGAAGGCUGAGUGCCACGGCAGAGCGGAGCACGGGACAGAGCUGAUGGGGAGGGUCCCCAGCAAGAGGGCCUCCAGGCAGGACUGGGAGCAGGGCAGGUGGCUGAGCUUGGCCCAGGCUGAGUGGAGGCCAGGCCUCCUGCGCCUUCUCCCGCCGAUGGUGAGCCGGAGGGCGGAGUGCCGCGGCUUCCUUGAGGGCCUGAGUCACAGCCAAGAAGACCCGCUCACUUUUUCCAGAAGUGAGGAAAACUUCCCCCUCAGCCCAGCAGGGCAGGCCGAGGUGUGACUGCUGGGCAGGGGUGGGGGACAGUAGGCCCCUGGCUGUGAGCAGAGCAGCCGACUACCCAGGGUGGGAGACAGCGGUGGCCAGCACCCUGCCUGACCACCUGGGUGUGCCUCCACUGGGCCUGCAGCUGGCCCCUGGUCAGACCCCAGGUCCUCCAGCUGCUGCCGCCUUGAGCGUCAUCUCCACAGCAGCCCCGGCGACUGGGGGCUGGGGGCCUGGCGAGGCCCCUCAGAGUGGCACAGCUCGCACUCUGGGAACCCAAAGUCCCCCCUCCGGGCCCAGGCGGAAGCACCAGGCAGUUUCUGGUCCCUGCCAAGGCCUGAGGUCUGUGGAGCCCAGCCAGCACCUCUACUGCCAAGAUCCCUGGUGGGGGGGGGGACGGGGGCGCCGGCGGGGACACAGCUCUCCCUUGUUCCUACCGCCAGCUCCUCAGACUCAGCUCCUCAGCCUGCUGCUUCCUUUUUUAGGCAAAGUAGAGCUCUGGCCGGCCGCACGCCCAGGGGUGUCUCACCUGCCUGAAAGGGAGGAAGGAAGGCCAAGGAGCCCCAUCCGCUCUCCUGCGGCAUCCUCCAGGAGAGGGUGGGGAGGGAGGGGACAUCCUGGCAGACACCCCCAUGUCCCCUGCCCCCAGCUCUGAGCUGAGGAGGCCCCGGGAGAGGGCCAUGGCUACUCUGAGGGAGGGAAUGCUUUGCUUCUUGGGAGGGUCAGGGUGGGGUUCUCUUAGGCCUCAGCUCCUGUGCAAGGGACACCACCAGCCUAGUACCACCUGAGCCGGGCAAAUCUGCCCUGGGGGACCAGUGUCCCUCAGGACACCCCCCGAAGCCAGCCACCUCUAGUCUGGACCUCACCGAGACCCUGAGACCCAAGAGCUCCUGCCUGGCUCACCAGUGGGCCCCUGCAGUCCUGCUGGGGUGUGUCCUGGGUCCGGGGUCUGGGCCCCUUGUUGGGCAGGGCAUAUGGGUCCCAGGCCCAGGGUGGUCACACUGCACAGGGCCAGCACCAACCAUCUCUGCUCCCAUGCUUCUUCCUCCAAGAAGCCCAGGUGGGGUGGGAGCCUCUAGUCUCUCAAAUUCUUGUCUUCUGUCCCCUUCCAAGGUACUGUGUCCUUCUAAGUUCCACUCCAAGGCCAUUCCAAUCCCUGCUGGUCAGUCCCUGGGACACACGCCCCAGUCCCUGAGAUACCUACCCCCCCCAACCCUGUGGCCAAGGUGAAGCCAGGGCCUGGGCCUUGUAGCGGGAACGUGUUUUUUUGGUGCCACUGUCAGCCCCUGGGGUUCUCUUGGGCCUGACUGCAGGGACCCCAGCACCCAGAGUCACGGCAGUGGCGGGCGUGGGGAGGACCUAGCUUGGGACCUCCCUGCUCAGCUCCACAGGCUGCGGGUCGCAGGGGGUGGAGAGAGCGGGGCCCACAGCCUUGGCCAGGAAGAGGGGGACUGGAGGGUCUGUGCGUGCCCACGCGUGCGUGCCUCGGUCGAAUCUCGACGGGUGGAGCGUCCCUGCGUGUCCCUGCGUGUCGGGAUCCGCUCGCGCGCGCUUCCCCGGAGGCUGUGCACGUGGCCCUCCGCUCGCGCAGGAGGGCGUGGGCGUGGCCUCGGCGUGGGCGUGGCCGUCCGGGGCGGGGCCUCCCGGGGGCGGGGCCGGCCUGGUCCGCGCCGCGACGCGCCCUGCAGCCCCGCGCGAGCCCGCUGCCGAGCGCCCCGUCCCUCGCGCGCGAUGCUCCCCUGGACGGCGCUCGGCCUGGCCCUGAGCUUGCGGCUGGCGCUGGCGCGGAGCGGCGCGGAGCGCGGUCCCCCAGCAUCAGCCCCCAGAGGAGACCUGAUGUUCCUGCUGGACAGCUCUGCCAGUGUGUCUCACUACGAGUUCUCCCGGGUUCGGGAGUUUGUGGGGCAGCUGGUGGCUCCUCUGCCCCUGGACACCGGGGCCCUGCGUGCCAGCCUGGUGCAUGUGGGCAGCCGGCCGUACACCGAGUUCUCCUUCGGCCAGCACAGCUCAGGCAAGGCUGCCCAGGAUGCGGUGCUCGCCUCGGCCCAGCGCAUGGGCGACACCCACACUGGCCUGGCGCUGGCGUAUGCCAAGGAACAGCUGUUUGCUGAAGCAGCAGGUGCCCGGCCAGGGGUGCCCAAGGUGCUGGUGUGGGUGACAGAUGGCGGCUCCAGCGACCCUGUGGGGCCCCCCAUGCAGGAGCUCAAGGACCUGGGCGUCACCGUGUUCAUAGUCAGCACUGGCCGGGGCAACUUCCUGGAGCUGUCGGCCGCUGCCUCGGCCCCUGCUGAGAAGCAUCUGCACUUUGUGGACGUGGAUGACCUGCACAUCAUCCUCCAAGAGCUGACGGGCUCCAUUCUCGACGCGAUGCGGCCGCAGCAGCUCCAUGCCACGGAGAUCACGUCCAGCGGCUUCCGCCUGGCCUGGCCACCCCUGCUGACCGCAGACGCUGGCUACUACGUGCUGGAGCUGGUGCCCAGUGCCCAGCCAGGGGCCGCGAGACGCCAGCAGCUGCCAGGGAACGCCACGGACUGGACCUGGGCCGGCCUGGACCCGGACACGGACUACGACGCGGCGCUGGUGCCCGAGUCCAACGUGCACCUCCUGAGGCCCCAGCACCUGCGAGUGCGCACGCGGCCAGGCGAGGCGGGGCCGAGGGUUGGGGGACCGGAGUCGGGGGCUGCGCCGGUCCCCACCCAGCCCGCGGCCCUCCCCGCCCCGGAGGAGGCCGGCCCGGAGCGCAUCGUCAUCUCCCACGCGCGGCCGCGCAGCCUCCGCGUGAGCUGGGCCCCGGCGCUGGGCGCGGCCGCCGCGCUCGGCUACCACGUGCAGUUCGGGCCGCUGGAGGGCGGCGCGGCGCAGCGCGUGGAGGUGCCCGCGGGCCGCAACUGCACCACGCUGCAGGGCCUGGCGCCGGGCACCGCCUACCUGGUGACCGUGACCGCCGCCUUCCGCUCGGGCCGCGAGAGCGCGCUGUCGGCCAAGGCCUGCACGCCCGACGGCCCGCGCCCGCGCCCACGCCCCGUGCCCCGCGCCCCCACGCUGGGCGCCGCGAGCCGCGAGCCGUGAGCCGUGAGCCGGCGUGCCCGCCCCGCCGAGAGGGCCGGCGCCGACCUCAGGGCCUCUGUGUCCCGAACCCAGCGCGGAGGCGCCCAGCGUCGAGGUUUUGCCCGGGAGACGACGGGUGCAGGCCCGGCCUUUCCCCACGCGGACUCCGCGCGACCCCGGCCCUCUGUCUCCCCGCGGCCGCAGGGCUCCCUGCCUGGCGCCUGCCCUCCAGGGCUCGGGCCUCGCCCGGAGGGACCCCCGCAGCAGCUCCGGCCCAUCCCCGCCCAGAGUCCAGCGUGGUGUGGACCUGUGGGUGGUGUUGAGAACAUCAGAGAUAGGACUGUCCGGGGAGGAACCCAGUCAGACUCCCACGUGUGAAGUAGGCCGGGCCCCAGGUGGCAGGGCUGGCCUGGGGGAAGGCAGCUUGGGCCCUGGGUGUUGGCAGAAAGUGGAGGGAAUCACGGCAGAAGCUGGCCCAGGUCAGGUCCCCAAAGGCUUCUGGAGAGAAGGAAGGGCAGGUAGGAGCACAGGGAUGCUGAGGGUGUGGCCAGCAUGCCCAGCCGGCCGGAGGGCAGUGCCUGCUGGGGACAGUGGCCCUGCCGUCAUUCCCAGGACGCCAGCUGGGUCCAGCUAGCAGCCACUGGGAAGCACAGGAAUGGGGCAGAGCCGGGCAUUCAGGACUGUGGGGACAGGAGGCGCCCCCCACCCCACUGGAAGCCUUCCCUGGUGGGGGGACACUUCCCAGGGCUGCAGGGAGGAUGCUGUCCAGGGAGAUGAGGUCUCACCAUUCGUGCAGGGCCCAGUGUCCUCUUUUGGCUGUGAGGGGUCAUACUCGCUGCCCUGGGGCCCGAGGGUGAAUCAUCCAGGGUGGGGGUGCCUGGCUAGGUGCAGCCCCACCCCGCCCCACCCCCAGGACCACGGCAUCACGCAACGCUCACCUCGCCUCUUCCCCACUAACGUCCCAGACUUUACAAUCCAGUAAAUCAGAUGUACACCCAGC